AUGUCCACAGCUGGCCGUGAAAAGACUAAAAAUCCACACAACCUGUUCUUGAACCUGCACAACAGCAAUAAAGAAGCCAACGGUAGAACCAGAGAGCAUCGAGAGCAUAGACAGAACCCACCGCCAACCCAGGGGCAGUCGCCCCAACAGCCUCAUCACUACCAGCCGCCGGUGCCUCAACAGCAGCGGUCUCGCCAGCAGCAGCCACAACAGCAGAUUCCUGCUCCUCACCAGAGACAGUAUCACCAACAGUUACGACAGUUUCCUGGCCAACCUCCACUACAAAGUACAGGAAAUAAUGUGCCAGGCCUGUCUCUAAACUCUCCAGUACAUAUGGCAAAUAGCGGUGCUAACCGAGUCCACAAGCAGAGUGCUAGUAUCUCUGGUUACUACCCUGUAGCAGGAGAUGGUGCGAGUCCGGUAAUUGGACUUGAGAGUCCAAAUCAAUUCAAAGGACAGGGAUAUGUGAGUGACAGCAGUGGGGCGAGCUUUGGGGGCAGUACCGGAAGUAAUAGCCCACGCCAGUUCAGCGGAAUCGAUUCACCAACCCGAUCUAUUCCUAUGACUUCUCCUAGAUACAGAAACUUCUCUCGACCAAAUACCUUUUAUCAGACAGAAUCCAGUUCACUGGGAAACGAUGUGUUUAGCCGGGAUCCUGGGAAUCAGAGCUAUUUCCAGAAUCUGCCUACUCCUCCAUUAGGAGGAACUAAUACAGCAACAGAGACAACGGUAUCUUCCAAUAGCAAGCCGACAACUGGCAGUAAUACUCGUUCGUUUUCGAUUAGAAAGGUAUCUCAAGAUGGAGGUGAUCCAUCUUUUAAUGAACCCGUCGAGAGGAUGCCACCAAUGCCAGGAACCAAUGCGGGUCCUCAAGGACAAUCGCAAAGUAACUGGAGCUCACAUCUACAAACUAACCCAAUAACAACCACAACUAAUACUUCCAACACCAGCAUGCCUCCACCAGCUACUAACUCGACUCGCAACUUCCAAAAUAAUAGCAACAAUACUGAUCAUGUUUACGACUCUAAUGAACCAUCUUCUAGCAACAACUCCAAUAAUAAUAAUCAUAAUAAUGGCGCAUUACCAGACACCAACUCCAACAAUAGAGUUUACACUACUAAUAGUGUAUACGGUGCAAAUUCAAGUUUAUCAGCCCUCAACACUAGUGGUCUGCCCAAUAACAAUUCCACCUCUUCUAUUACCUCGCCAAUAUCACCGUCGAAACCAGCGCGAUCGAAAACUUGUAGAAAGUGUGGGGAUCCGAUCUCGGGCCAGUUUGUACGUGCUUUGGAUGCUGCGUAUCACAUUGAAUGUUUUACGUGUGCGGACUGUAAUGACCAAUGUUCGUCCAAAUUCUUUCCUACUGAUAAUCCCGAUUACGACCCCACGGCGCCAUCAAAUGUUCCUGCUCAUAUCCCGUUAUGCGAGACGUGUUACUUCAAACGUUUAGAUCUGUUGUGUUAUGCGUGUAAUGGAGCCCUACGAGGGUCAUAUAUUACGGCGCUGGGAAGAAAGUACCAUGUAGACCAUUUCACGUGCUCCAUGUGUGACACUGUGUUUGGUCCGGAAGAUAGUUAUUAUGAGCAUGGCGACUCCAUUUACUGUCAUUUCCAUUAUUCUACGUUAUAUGCAUCCAAGUGUGAAGGCUGUCAAACUGCUAUUUUGAAGCAAUUUGUUGAGAUAUAUAGAGGUGGCCGCGAACAGCAAUGGCACCCGGAGUGUUAUAUGAUUUUCAAAUUUUGGAACGUAAAGCUGUGUCCGGAGGGCUCGAAACCCACACUAAACCCAUUACGACCUUUGUCAGUUACUGCAGCUGCUCCAUUAGAUCAGCUUAAUCAUUUACAGGUAGCACAGCAUGAAAAAGAAGUAGAUGAACGAGUGUACCGUAUUUGGACUGUACUUUGUGGUUACGAAGAAGCGACUGCCUCAUACAUUUCAGACAUGCUUCAAAGUGCAUCAAAUGGCAAAUAUAAUGAAGCACUUGUUGCGACUGCGAAUUUGGUUGCUAAAGUUGACGUGUUAUUUGGUGCAUUGGACAUGCUGAAUCUCGUGAUUGAUCCACUUAUAAAGGAGCAAGAAGACAGGAGGAAGAGAGAAGACGAAGAGGAUGAACUAGCUGUCAAUAAUACAGGAGCACACGACGAGAAUGUCAGACGGCCAAGUGUCACGUCAAUUCCAACUUUCACAGUUUUAGGAAGAGAGCCUAAGAACUUGUGUAAAAAGAUAGUCGAGUUCAUGUCAAUGGUGUCAAAAUCGAGAGAAAAGAAUGUCAAGAAAAUGGGUGUCACGCUGUUGAACCUAGUUACAAGUCUUGCUCAUUACUUGAAAGUUCUUAUUAGAUAUGGUUUGUCCAACUCUUUGUUGUACGAUCGAAGCUUUCCCAAUGGAAAUGCCGUCGAUUCGUUCUUACAACGUGUUGAGGUUCACACCAAGUCAGUCAGCGUUCUUAACAACUUAGGAGUCAGUGCUAUGACUAGUGACAGAUGUGUCCGCUGUGAAUCUUCUGUGGAGGAUGCCUGUGUUAGAUUUGGUGACAGACUAUGGCAUGUAGGCUGUUUCCUUUGUGACAAAUGUGGCCGAAAUCUCAGUGGUGAGGUAGAUACUGCUGCAUGGCAUGUUAGUGAAAAGAUGGUUAUAUGUCAAGAGUGUGGUGGUAAACAUAAUUCAGAUGAAUCUGGCAAGCUCGGUUUUGUAUAUGUCACAAGGUUACGGCAGUUUGUGUUUUUGGUGAAAAUAGCUGUUGCCCGUCUUCAGCUUGUAUUAAGUGCAUAUGAAGCUAGAGACAAAAAGGCCAAGAGGAUAAGUGGAACAGGUGAUUCAAUGUCAACACCGGCUUUGGCCCAUUACAAGGCAUCAACCAGUGCCAGUGACCGCUCGAAUCAAUCGGCAGGCUCAUCUUCCACUGCUGUCAAUGAACCAACUCAAAACGAAAAGGGUUACAUGACAACUUUGACCGAUAUUAGAAGAUUAAGAUCUGCCAAAUUGGAUCGUCAAGUGUCAGAAAUGUCACGAAGAGCGCGCCAAUCGCGAAUUCUUGCCAUGCCAGACUCUGAAUCUGCACUUGUCAAGAAUAAUAAUGAUUCUUCCAAUUCUCUGGAGGGUGGUGGUAGCACUACUAUGAACUCGCCAGACGAGCACGAGCAACAACGCCGGCCUUCGAAUUAUUCUGAAGACAAAGUCCUUGUUAACGAACGGUCAAGACCAAGCGUUAGCUCCCAGCAAGAUCCAUUCGCUAGUACAGCCACAUCAAGUACGCAUGAUGCUAGCUCUAAGUCACAGCAACAGACUUCAGAAGGUGCCACUGCAACUACUAGUGGAUCCGUUACUACUAGUACUAACGCGACUUCUGGUGCCGGUUCAGGAGCUGGAUCGAACAAGUCACUGCUUCGUAACGCGAAGCGUACAUUCAGUAUCAAAAGGCGCAAAGAGCUCAAGAUUGAAGAACUUGGUUACAAGCAAGACCCCAGUAGACUUGAUCGUACCACUGAUUUGUUUAAAAACGAAAAGACUCUUACACUUGAUGAUAUUCCGAGAAUCGUUGCUGCUGAGCAAGCGCGAGAACAGCUUCCUAAUGCGUUCCGUCACCAAGCUCGUACCACAUCCAUGACUAAUAGCGUACCGAUGCCUAAAUCAAUUGCUGAUAGCGGUGCUAAAGAUGAAACGAGGACAUAUAUGUCGGAACUUUCUAAAUCGGAGUUAUUCUACAUUCGUCAUGUUUGUGUUGUGCUACUACAGCCGCUGGUCAGCGAGUGGUUUUCACAAGACGAGCUUCUUGAUUUGAUCGAGACAAGACGACAGCAGAGUAUUUGGGGCAAGUUUGGCAAAGCAUUUGGUGGAGGUGGAGGCAACAGCAAUACUACAGCUGCCAAGAAGAAGGGAACAGGUGCCGUUUUUGGAACACCACUUGAACAGCUCGUGGAAAAGUAUGGUGUGGAUUCGACACUGGGUGUGGGUCCUAAACCCCUGCGUAUUCCAGCUUUUGUUGAUGAUUGUAUCAGCUCUAUGAGACAGAAGGACAUGUCAGUUGAAGGUAUUUUCCGUAAAAAUGGUAAUAUCCGACGUCUCAAAGAGUUCACAGAAAAAAUCGACAAGAACCCAGACAAGAGUAGCAUUCUCUCGGAAGAAAACGCAAUCCAGCUGGCAGCACUUCUCAAAAAGUUCCUCCGUGAGCUCCCAGAGCCACUCAUGACUUCGAAACUCCAAAAAUUGUGGAUCAUGACACAAAGUAAGUAUUUUCCUCUGGUGCCAUGA
Messenger RNA from Sugiyamaella lignohabitans, 4251 nucleotides. RefSeq names its product Lrg1p (gene LRG1). Gene Ontology annotation, cellular component: cytoplasm. NCBI's taxonomy places the organism in Eukaryota, Fungi, Ascomycota, Dipodascomycetes, Dipodascales, Trichomonascaceae. Gene Ontology annotation, biological process: signal transduction; actin cytoskeleton organization. The record is from RefSeq and is a predicted model, not a curated record. The transcript has a single exon. The coding region runs from base 1 to 4251 and encodes 1416 amino acids.